This is a messenger RNA of Myxozyma melibiosi, 1215 nucleotides long. RefSeq names its product vacuolar ATP synthase subunit D. The record is from RefSeq and is a predicted model, not a curated record. Lineage: Eukaryota; Fungi; Ascomycota; Lipomycetes; Lipomycetales; Lipomycetaceae. Gene Ontology annotation, biological process: vacuolar acidification. The transcript is spliced from 5 exons. Gene Ontology annotation, molecular function: proton-transporting ATPase activity, rotational mechanism. Bases 189 to 971 code for a protein of 260 amino acids. Gene Ontology annotation, cellular component: fungal-type vacuole membrane; vacuolar proton-transporting V-type ATPase complex.
CACAACCACACAGUAAUCACGUGCACAGGACUAGGCUGCGAACGGCCACCGAGUGAGUUUCUUUAUCUUCGCCGCACACUGACCACCUUUUUUGGCCUUUUGCACGAUAUCCACCUGCGCUCACUAUCAUCCUCUCCCAUCCUCACUUCCCUCAAUCUCCUGCCCAUCCCGCACCGCUGCAAUAAGACAUGUCUGGAGCUGCUAACAGAGAGGCGGUCUUUCCGACCCGUAUGACAUUGACUGUCAUGAAGAGUAAACUGAAGGGCGCCACCGUCGGACACAGUUUGUUGAAGCGCAAGUCUGAGGCUUUGACCGGUCGAUUCCGUGAAAUUACGCGCAGAAUUGAUGAGGCCAAGCGGAAAAUGGGUCGCGUUAUGCAGGUCGCUGCGUUCUCGCUCGCCGAGGUUACCUACGCUACCGGCGACAGCAUCGGAUACCAGGUCCAGGAGUCGGCCAAGAGCGCCCGCUUCCGUGUUCGUGCAAAGCAGGAGAACGUCUCCGGUGUCAUGCUUCCCGCAUUCGAGGCCUACUACGACGAACAGAACAACGAUUUCAAGCUCACUGGUCUGGGCCGAGGUGGACAGCAGGUCCAGAAGGCAAAGGAGGUCUACUCGAAGGCUGUCGAGACUCUUAUCGAGCUCGCGUCUCUACAGACUGCUUUCGUCAUUCUUGAUGAGGUUAUCAAGGUCACCAACCGUCGUGUCAACGCUAUCGAGCACGUUAUCAUUCCCCGUACCGAGAACACCAUCAAGUACAUCAACAACGAAUUGGACGAGUUGGAGAGAGAAGAGUUCUACCGUCUGAAGAAGGUCCAGGACAAGAAGCAAAGAGACCAAGCCGCGUUGGACGCCGAGAUGGCAGCCAAGAAAGCCGCCGAGUUGGCGUUGGAGGCUGAGGAGGGCCUUGUUCCGUCGGCGCUGUCUGGGCCUGAGGACUUGACUGCCCAGGGUGACGAGGAUAUCAUUUUCUAAGCCUUUUUUUCAUUCUAUUGUUUUAAUUUUAAUUAUUGUCUUUUUUGUGUACCUAUUUGUCUUUUGUUUGGGCGAGUGUGGGGAGAGAAGAGGGUCGUUCUAGGUAGGUUCUUUGUGAAGAAUAAUAAAUAAGUGGACCUGCAUGUGUAGAUGCCUGAUCGUCUAUGUCGUAUAUCUUCAGUAGUAUGUCUUGAUAUAGAGCUUGAGUACUGUCUAUAUCUCCUGUAGCCUCGGUGCUUGCGUU